Quercus lobata is the source of this 1144-nucleotide messenger RNA. RefSeq names its product RAB GTPase homolog A1D (gene RABA1D). The transcript has 2 exons. Gene Ontology annotation, molecular function: GTP binding; GTPase activity. Lineage: Eukaryota; Viridiplantae; Streptophyta; Magnoliopsida; Fagales; Fagaceae. The record is from RefSeq and is a predicted model, not a curated record. Bases 136 to 792 code for a protein of 218 amino acids.
AGAGAGUAGAGUGAGAGAGAUCUCAAAAAAAGUAAAAACACACACACAAUUCUCUCUCUCUCUCUAAACCAAACUGAAAACUCCCUCUGCUUAUUUUGGGAGCGAAAGUUUUGGUAUUUUUUGUUUUGGAAAAAAAUGGCUGGUUACAGAGCUGAAGAUGACUAUGACUACCUGUUCAAGGUGGUGCUGAUCGGUGACUCAGGUGUGGGCAAGUCCAACUUGCUGUCCAGGUUCACUCGCAACGAGUUCAGCCUCGAGUCCAAGUCCACCAUCGGGGUCGAGUUCGCCACUCGGAGCUUGAAUGUCGAUAGCAAGGUCAUCAAGGCCCAGAUUUGGGAUACCGCUGGCCAAGAAAGGUACCGGGCCAUAACUAGUGCUUACUACCGUGGGGCCGUUGGUGCACUGCUUGUGUAUGAUGUCACUCGGCAUUCCACAUUUGAAAAUGUUGAAAGGUGGUUAAGGGAGUUGAGGGAUCACACAGAUCCAAACAUUGUGGUCAUGCUCAUUGGUAACAAAUCAGAUCUUCGUCACCUUGUGGCAGUCUCAACUGAGGAUGGGAAAUCCUUCGCCGAGAGGGAGUCCCUUUUCUUCAUGGAAACUUCUGCUCUGGAAGCAACUAAUGUGGACAAUGCUUUUGCAGAAGUUCUUACUCAGAUCUACCAUAUAGUCAGCAAGAAGGCCAUGGAGACUGGAGAUGAUGCAGCUGCAUCAGCUGUUCCUUCCAAAGGAGAGAAAAUAGAUGUCAGUAAAGAUGUUUCUGCUGUGAAGAGAGCUGGAUGCUGUUCCACCUAGGGUUUUAAUCUGCGUGGGAUGCAGCUGGUUUGUUUUGCUGCAUCUGUUUUUAUGUACACUAUAAUUUGUGUAAAAUUUUUUCAGAUGCCUACAGUAGGAGAUAGGCCAGAUGUGUUUCGUUUUUACUUCCGAUUUUUUUUUUUUUUUUUUUCCUUUUUUUUGGUGAAGUCUGAAAUUUUUAGCUAAGAACUUGUUUAGGAAUCGGGAUUUAUUGCUUUCAAAGGUGCUCAAUUUGCCCAAAAUUUGCACCCAAUGUUUGUAUGUUGACAUUCUUGCUCAGAGUUAAAGAGUUAAGACCCAUAAUCAAAAUUUCUCUAUCUGGCAAGCCAUGCACGUGGUCAGUUCCUGUGAA